GAACUACUACGAUGAGACAGAAAAUCCGCAGCUGGGGGGCUGCGGUGACGGCCCGACGCGGUCGCGCGACGGCCCUAUAAUAUUAUAUCCACUGCUCACUUCAUUCAGUGAGCCUGUGACCGUCGGGGCGGGUCGUCACUGCAACGUAUCAAUAUUUUCAUCACAAAAUACAGUGUAUUUAUUAUUUACUGUAGGGCGACCCGAUACCUUACCCGACGAAGUACUUAAAUAAUCCAGCAAAAUGUUACAUCUCAAGAAUAUCGCCAAAACAGUGGUCCCGCCCCUAAAGAACUCCAUCCAAAAUGAAGCCGUCAAUAACAUGGUCAGAAUCGCACCCGCCGCUGUGAACGUCUGUUGCCGUACAUACGCCAGUCAUGAAAUUCCAGACAGGCUUAAAGAAAUUCCUACAAGUGCUAAUCCCAGAUUCUUCGACAUGGUGGAAUAUUUUUUCCAUAGAGCCUGUCAGGUAGUCGAAGAUAAAUUAGUAGAAGAUAUGAAAUCCAGAGUUUCAAAUGAAGAGAAGAAAAAGAAGGUUGCCGGUAUUCUGAAGCUGAUGCAGCCGUGUGAUCAUAUUCUGGAAAUCCAAUUCCCUCUGAGGCGCGAUUCUGGCGACUAUGAAAUGAUUCUUGGUUACAGAGCGCAACAUUCUUCGCACAGGACACCAACAAAAGGAGGUAUUCGAUUCUCAACGGAUGUGACGAGGGACGAGGUAAAGGCGCUGUCUGCCCUGAUGACAUUCAAGUGCGCGUGCGUCGAUGUGCCUUUCGGCGGCGCGAAGGCUGGCAUCAAAAUCAACCCCAAGGAGUACUCUGAGCAUGAACUGGAGAAGAUCACGCGACGAUUCACUCUCGAACUCGCCAAGAAAGGCUUUAUUGGGCCAGGCGUGGACGUGCCCGCCCCGGACAUGGGCACCGGCGAGCGCGAGAUGUCGUGGAUCGCGGACACUUACGCCAAGACCGUGGGGUACCAGGAUAUCAACGCUCAUGCUUGCGUCACCGGCAAGCCCAUCAACCAGGGUGGCAUCCACGGCAGAGUGUCGGCCACCGGCAGAGGCGUGUUCCACGGCUUGGAAAACUUCAUCAACGAGGCCAACUACAUGAGCAUGAUCGGCACAACCCCCGGCUGGGGCGGCAAGACCUUCAUCGUGCAAGGUUUCGGUAACGUGGGCCUCCACACGUGCCGCUACCUCGUGCGCGCGGGCGCCACCUGCAUCGGCGUCAUCGAGCACGACGGCGCCAUCCACAACCCCGCGGGCAUCGACCCCAAGGCUUUGGAAGACUACAGAAUCGACAACGGCACCAUCGUGGGCUUCCCAGGGGCGAAGGCCUACGAAGGGGAGAACAUGUUGUACGAGAAGUGCGACAUCUUGGUACCCGCCGCCGUCGAACAGGUCAUCCAUAAAGAAAACGCACAUAAAAUUCAGGCUAAGAUCAUAGCAGAAGCCGCCAACGGCCCCACAACACCGGCGGCCGACAAGAUCCUGAUCGACCGCAACAUCCUGGUCAUUCCGGAUCUGUAUAUCAACGCAGGAGGUGUCACUGUCUCCUUCUUCGAGUGGCUCAAGAACCUCAACCACGUCUCGUACGGACGUCUCACCUUCAAAUAUGAAAGGGAAUCUAACUACCACUUGUUAGAAUCCGUACAAGAGUCCCUGGAGAGGCGCUUCGGUCGCGUGGGCGGGCGCAUCCCCGUGACGCCGUCGGAGUCCUUCCAGAAGAGGAUCUCCGGAGCCUCCGAGAAGGACAUCGUGCACUCCGGACUGGACUAUACUAUGGAGAGGUCCGCCAGGGCCAUCAUGAAGACUGCCAUGAAGUUCAACCUGGGCUUAGAUCUGAGAACAGCUGCGUACGCGAACUCCAUUGAGAAGAUCUUCACGACAUACGCGGACGCCGGCCUUGCAUUCUAAACUCAUAACAUUAAAGUAAAGUAUUGUCUGCAUUUUAUAGGCUUCAUUUUAGACCCUAAUGCACUUAAGUAUAACUUUUAAGACAUUAUAUUCACAGUAUUUUUAUUUGUUGAAAUAAAUCAUGGCUUUUUUACUUUAUUACAAGCGAAACGUUUUGUUGAAAGUAAGUGAAAAUUUAAUUUUCUAAUUGUAUUGUCUUGAAUUUUAAAUAAAAUAUUGUUUUACUGUUA
Molecule: messenger RNA, 2136 nt
Organism: Plodia interpunctella (Indianmeal moth)
Lineage: Eukaryota; Metazoa; Arthropoda; Insecta; Lepidoptera; Pyralidae
Gene: Gdh
Product: Glutamate dehydrogenase
Exons: 9
Coding region: 242-1906 (554 amino acids)
Biological process (GO): L-glutamate catabolic process
Cellular component (GO): mitochondrion
Molecular function (GO): L-glutamate dehydrogenase (NAD+) activity
Source: RefSeq, a predicted model, not a curated record